This is a messenger RNA of Boeremia exigua, 1084 nucleotides long. RefSeq names its product ribulose-phosphate 3-epimerase. Gene Ontology annotation, biological process: carbohydrate metabolic process; pentose-phosphate shunt; pentose-phosphate shunt, non-oxidative branch. The record is from RefSeq and is a predicted model, not a curated record. The coding region runs from base 153 to 911 and encodes 252 amino acids. Gene Ontology annotation, molecular function: D-ribulose-phosphate 3-epimerase activity; metal ion binding. NCBI's taxonomy places the organism in Eukaryota, Fungi, Ascomycota, Dothideomycetes, Pleosporales, Didymellaceae. Gene Ontology annotation, cellular component: cytosol. The transcript has 3 exons.
UGGCAUCGUCACCGGCAAGCGCUGUCAACACCAAGCAGCCAUCGUGAGAUUUGGUCACAUCAGCAAUCUCCACCGCCUGUCUGUUUUUUCAUAGGCCCCCGGAUAUCUUCACCGCUUCGAUAAGAAAUUUAUCUGCGACACAACCGCCCAGCAUGUCACCGCCUGCAAUCAUCGCGCCUUCAAUUCUGUCGGCAGACUUCGGAGCACUGGGCAAGGCAUGUUCGGACACCAUCUCCCAAGGCGCGGACUGGCUCCACGUCGACAUCAUGGACGGCCACUUUGUGCCGAACAUGACCUUCGGCGCGCCCGUCGUGACCAAGAUCCGCUCCCACGUCGACCGUCCGACGACUGCACAAGGAAAGGGGACCUUUGACUGUCACAUGAUGAUUGCAGAGCCUCAGAAGUGGGUUCGCGAGUUCAAGAAGGCGGGAUGCGAUUUGUACUGCUUCCACUACGAAGCUGCGAUAUCCUCCACGGCGGCGCAAGAGCCUUCUGCAACCUCAGACCAGAAGACCUCGCCUAAAGAGUUGAUCAAAUAUAUUCACAGCGAGGGAAUGCAGGCUGGAAUUGCUAUAAAGCCGAGUACAAAGGUGGAUGUGCUCUGGGACAUCCUUGAGAACUCGAACAAGGAUGAGGUACCUGAUAUGGUUCUCAUCAUGACAGUCGAGCCUGGUUUUGGUGGCCAAUCAUUCAUGGCUUCCGAGCUCCCCAAGGUCUCUGCUCUUCGCGCGAAGUAUCCUGACCUUCCUAUCGAGGUCGACGGUGGUCUGUCGGAAAAGACGAUCGACCAAGCCGCCGACGCUGGUGCGAACGUGAUCGUUGCCGGCAGUGCUGUCUUUGGAGCUGCUGACCCAGGUGACGUGAUCAAGAAGCUCCGCGAAGCCGUGGAUUCGAGGAGAGGCAAGUUGUAAACAUCUCGCAGUUGACUGUGUAUGGUUCGACAAUGAGACAAUGACAACGAUAGCAUAUGCAGAUAACACUGUAUCGCAAACUUACGACACGAUCAUAGACAAAAUGCAUGUACAUACGACUCGCUUUGUCUCCGCCCUCCCCUCGAUUUCAUCGACAUGACGCGAUGUACGAU